This is a messenger RNA of Corythoichthys intestinalis (scribbled pipefish), 1708 nucleotides long. RefSeq names its product deoxyribonuclease-1-like. Gene Ontology annotation, molecular function: deoxyribonuclease I activity; DNA binding. The record is from RefSeq and is a predicted model, not a curated record. Gene Ontology annotation, cellular component: nucleus. Lineage: Eukaryota; Metazoa; Chordata; Actinopteri; Syngnathiformes; Syngnathidae. Gene Ontology annotation, biological process: DNA catabolic process. The coding region runs from base 630 to 1619 and encodes 329 amino acids. The transcript has 10 exons.
UUGUUUUUGACAAAUAACACAUUUUUGCUGUAAUUGUAAACGUUGCGGGUGAGCUCAAAAGAGCGCCUGUGUCGUGUGAAUUUUUCGGAUGUUUCUAAGUUGAAAUGGUCAUAAUUGAUCAAAGUGCAUGUGCAUAUGGCGAUCUGAAAAAGGGGACAGGGAAAAAUAUACGAACAAUAUAUGUGGGGAGCUUUGCUUGGCAAUGGAUCCCCACAACAAGGAAAACCUUAAAUUCAGAUUUUGUAUGUAACUCACGCAGUCAAGAAUGGCUAGAAACGAUCAAAAAUUUAAAUUUCACGUGUCUACAAUUCUAUUUUUUUCUAUUCACAUGAAAUAAUUUUAUAGUACUCUUAGAAGGAACUUUCAGUUUAUUUACAAAAAUGAAAAAUAAUCAAAUGAUAACAGAUCUGCAGCUUUCAUAUUUCUGCUAAAGAGAAAGAAGUAAAAUAACUGCUUAACAAUACCUCCGAGGAACUGGUCUUGCAAACUGAUUUUUUUUUCCCGUAUGAAAAUGUUUAUCCAAUCAUUGUUCUCUCUCAAACAAGCAUUUCUAUAGUCACUAGCGCAAUCUUGUGGUAUACGUGCUUUCAGUGUGCGCUACCUGUGAGGCACACAUCUAAACUGCAGAUAUGAAAAUUGCUGCAUUCAAUGUUCAGAGGUUUGGGCUAACUAAAGUCUCAAAUCAAGCCGUGCUCUCAACUCUGGUUAAGAUUGUGUCUCGAUAUGACAUCAUUGUGAUUCUAGAAGUGGUGGAUGUCAGUGGUGCAUCAAUUGAAAUUUUAGUAAAAGAACUUAAUAGAGUCAACACAAGCCAUCACUAUGCUCAGCAACUUAGUGGCCGACUGGGUAGAAACAGAUACAAGGAACAGUUCCUCUUUCUCUACAGGGAUGACGUGGUUGACCUUAUUGACUGCUAUCAAUAUGAAGACAACCAAGACUGUGAUGUGGAUGCUUUUUCUAGGGAACCCUAUAUUCUGCACUUCAAACCACUCAACACUGUGUUGCGAGAUAUGGUGCUAAUCCCAGUCCGGACCACACCAUGGGACACUGAAAAAGAGCUGGAUGAACUAUAUGAUGUCUUCCUGGCAGUCAAGGCCAAAUGGAAAACGGAUAACAUAAUGAUCCUCGGUGACUUCAAUGCAGAUGGAAAAUUUGUCACUCAAAAUGGAAUGAAUGCGCUUCGCAUUCGCAGCGACAAGAAUUUUCACUGGCUCAUUAGUGAUGAUAUGGACACAACUGCUGAUACAGCAAAUGUACACACAUAUGACAGGAUUGUUGUGUACGGAGAUGAAAUGAUGGCUGCCAUUGUUCCACAGUCAGCCAAACCAUUCAAUUUUCACAGAGAGUUUUCAAUGACAGAAGAAUUGGCAUUGCAAGUGAGUGACCGCUACCCUGUUGAACUGGAAUUGAUUAGCUCCCUUCCUUUCUGGAUGAGAAAUUUCAACCAAAGAGGUUGUAAUGAAUACCAACUGCAUCCCAAAGUAAAAAAUGUUUCUCAAGAGCAUCUGCAUGAUGAUGUGUUGAGAUUGCAGAAGGAAAACCUCUAUCUGGAGCGUGAAAAGCUUCAACUUCAGAUCGCUUUAUUAAAGCAUCGCCUUGCCACACUCAGAAGAAUGUGACCAGAGUCAAUAAAGUACCUUCAUAUACCCCGUCUUAUAAUUUUUUCCCCUAGUUUGGAGAGGAGAAACUUCUAAUGAAUGCAUCAUAA